This is a messenger RNA of Argiope bruennichi, 3740 nucleotides long. Its product is annotated as homeobox protein Hox-B5a-like. Gene Ontology annotation, biological process: regulation of transcription by RNA polymerase II; cell differentiation. Bases 872 to 2458 code for a protein of 528 amino acids. The record is from RefSeq and is a predicted model, not a curated record. Gene Ontology annotation, cellular component: nucleus. Lineage: Eukaryota; Metazoa; Arthropoda; Arachnida; Araneae; Araneidae. The transcript has 3 exons. Gene Ontology annotation, molecular function: RNA polymerase II cis-regulatory region sequence-specific DNA binding; DNA-binding transcription factor activity, RNA polymerase II-specific.
GACAUUCGUCUAUUGGACCGCCCCUCGUAGAUAAAAAUCUAAAGUGUAGGUUCUGAAACUCAAUUCGAUUUGCUGCGGAAGGGCAAGUGAGCAGAAAUCGAUGGAUAACAAUCCCAGGAUGAGGACUGAAAGUUGGCGUCUUUCGUAAUAAUCGUUGGCGAUUAAGGGCUGUGAUUUUGCGGAUGGCAACCCUGAUCGGGCGCUCUGAGUCGUUUAGGUGAUCUUGUGGCGAGUAGUUCGGAUUGCAACUGAAGUGAUAAGACGCGUGGACGAUCUUGCCUCCACUUGCGCCUCCGCUCUCUUUGUUUAUUUUGGAAAAUCUUUUCUGUCGGAGCUUUCCUUUCAAGUAUCGGAUAAGAUAGACGGGGCCAAAGAAAUGUUUCAAAUACCAUUAGAAAGCGCACGCUUUUCUCUUAAAUAGCGAGUUUAUAAAAAGUUAGAAAACUUUUGAAAACAUUUUGUGUUGAGAGUUAUCAUCAAUUAGAUUUCGGAAUAACUAAACAUAUUAGUUCUUUUCUUCUUCCGGACUCACAUAGAGUAUAUUUGAAGGGUAGUUAUGAGAAACAUUUCAUAUUUUGACAAAUUUAUUGAGCCGUUUGUUUGAAAACCAAACAUUCUCUAUUUACAAUAAGAAUUUAGGAGUUAUACUGUUACUUUUUCAUGAGAUGAGUGACUGAAUGAGAAGAAAAUUUUGCAUCAAAUCUCUGAUAUUUGUUAUAUUCCAAUAAUUCUGAUGUCUGAAACUCUUGGUUGACAUGCUCACUAAAGAGACCUCAUAAUGGAGGCUUUGUGUUUAUAAUUCGCAACAGAACUUCGGAGUGACAACCAAAAGACUGUUUAUACGAAUGGUGUGGGGGUAAUAUAUCAGAUCAUGCAUCGCGAAACAGAUCACUUGAAUAAUUUUCCAAAGAUGACAACAUGGCAUCCUCAUGUGUAUGCUAACCCACCCAAACAACCAACCCCUCAUUUCAUCAUAGACAUUCUGGGCAUCAGAGAUCAUCAUUCCUCUCUUCAACCCAAUAUUCCGAGGGAUGCUACAAUGCUUCUAUCCAAUCCCUCUCCAAUGACAACUUCUUCAAAUGGUACUAGUGGACACUUUUACCAAAGGGAUCAUGCCAAUCAGUACUUUCAGAACAGCUGUAGCAGCAGUAAUAGCAGUAGCUGUAGCAGCAACAGUCCAUCGAUGGUCUCAGCCAAUGAAGAAGUUCAGGAAUCUAAAAAGACGGUAAUUGAGCAACCUCUGAACUUAUCAUGUUCUGAAAAAGUCAGGAGCGAGACUCCUUCACCCGGUAAGCUGAACUCCUUUAAAGUCUUGCCAAGACCUGAAAGGUCGAAUGCUCUUCGAAGUCCAUCGCCUACGAAUUUGCCACCGGUUAUUCACGCUGCCUUUUCGCCGGUGGGUCCGGUCAGACUUUCCGGCCAGGCUAACGGAAUGAUUACCGGUGAAAAGGCAACUACUCUCUUGCGAACUUCAAGCACCGGAGCAGCUGGAAAAGGCAAAUCUCACACUACAGUUCCACAUAAGCCCAGCAAAAGAAAGAAAGAAUCCAAAGCAAACUCCCAACCUGAUGGAAACAAUAACAAGAUUCCUCCUGUGGCGGACACCGAGCCAAGGUCCUUAAGCAACAUCAGUCCCCCUGGAAGUCUAAACGGCAACAGUAACUGUUCGAGUAUUCUUCUGGGGGAUACAAAGAUAGCAGCCGGUUCAACAAGUGAUACUGAGAGCGGGGACAAGGCCAAAAGAAAAAAAGCUCGGACAACAUUCACAGGUCGGCAGAUAUUCGAAUUGGAAAAACAAUUUGAAAUCAAGAAAUAUCUUUCUUCCAGUGAAAGAGCAGAUAUGGCAAAACUCUUGAAUGUCACAGAAACCCAGGUUAAAAUCUGGUUCCAAAACAGGAGGACGAAGUGGAAGAAAUUGGAGAACAUAUCAAACGCAGAAGCCGCUGAACACAAGCACGCACCGGACAAAUCUGGUUCGGGUACCAAAGGAAAAAGCAGCAAAUCCUCUAAAAAUUCCACUAAAAUUAACUCAAACACAGUAGCACAUCCGAAUACGGAAUCCAGUGCUACUCCAACAAAUAUUGAGAACAGCAUCCACCCGAUACCUUUGACUAACUGUCGUACAUCCAACACAGAAUUAAGCAUCGGGUUAUCUCUAGACGCAAUGGACCUCAAAUCUUGUUCGAACAGAGAAAUAUCUGAAGAUAGUUAUGUUCCGAUAGUCGGAAAAACAGAAGCGAUGUCCAUAGAAAGGAUCCAGCAUGAGCAAGAGAGAAGCUCGUCUGAAUCGAUGCAAAAGCCUUUGAGUAGUCCUAGUCAAGAAAGAAGAACGGAUUAUCCCUUCCUGCACAGUCAAACAAAAGAGGACACUUUCUCUCAGCCGAACUCUCCAUGCAACGGACAACAUUUACAACUCAAUUGUACUGACCAAAGGGUGGAAGAAACAAACCAGCAGUGAUAUUGCUGAUCUUUCCUAUUCUACUUAUGAAGAAAGUGACCUAUUCGUCCACUUGUUUAGCAUUUCAGUCCAUGAGUGCUUAUUGAAUUCAUAAUGGCAUUUUGCUUCUUCGACUUUCUUGUUUUUGAUCUGCUUUUAGGCAUUUUCACACUAUGAUUUCAGACUCUUUAAUUAUCCUCUCUUUUAAUUGACGAUUAAUAACAAACCCUUUUGAUUGUUUUAUCAAACUAACUAAUAAAUAUUGAGCAAAAACGAGGUACAAAAUUUCUUGCAUAUAAAUAAAUUUUAAUUUAAAGUCUGAUGUUGAUUAUAGUUUUUUUUUAUUUAUUUGUUAUUUAAAUCUUCAGCUUUCUUUAGUAAUUAGAGUAUUUAUAUAAUCUUCGAUAAUUUAAUAAUUUCUCAAUGAUAUUUUCAAAACAAACUUUAUCGCAUAAUUGUACAAGAGAUUUAGUUUCAUUCAUAGCAAAUUAAACACCAAUUUAUACAAAUGUAAAAUACUAUAUAAUUUGUUAACAUUAUUUUCUCUUACUGAAAUGGAUUCUUGAUUACUUACAAGUGGAAGAGUACUUCAAUUAUUAGACAAAAGACAGAGAAUAUGAACAAUGUGUAUCUUCCAGAUGAGAAUGGAAUAACAUUGCCAAAAUUCGGUUAUCUAGGUGAGACCUCGAAUAUAAUAAUUAUUAAAAUUAUUGUUUUUCACAAGAUGAUCAGACUAAUUAUCGUAUUAACAUGUGUAUAACACUGUUAUAAGGCGUUAAUUUUAAAUCAAGAUGUUAAAGCAGAAGCAUUGUAGCAUUCCUUUUCCUCGUCAUUUCUUCAAAUGAAUUUUAAUUUAUAUCAUUUGAUGCAUUUCUGCAUCAAUAUCAGUUGCAAUUUGAAGAAAAUUGUUUAACAGGUGACUUUGACACUCGAAAAAUAUUUAUUUAAAAGCCAAACGAGUGAACGAUUUCAAGCUUUCUUAUAAAUGUGUCAUUUUCUUUCAAUGGAUAAAAACAGGUACUCUAUAGACUUAGAAUAUAUUUCUACGUUUUUAAAAGACCGAAAUUUAUCUGAUGUAUUUGAGUUUUAGCAGCGCUUUUCAGGGGUCUUCAGCCUUAAAAACGUUGUCGCUUUUUCUGCUUUGAAAGCUGUACUGAAGGUCAGAGUAAUGUAUAUCCGUCACAAGGCCUCUUUAUUUCUGUGUUCAGUGUUUGUUGUGUCUUAAAAAGGUAAAGAUAUCAUAUACAUUGUUACUGUUGCUUACUAGAUGUCCCUUCUAUAUUCAUUUUGUUUGUAAACUAAA